Molecule: messenger RNA, 2950 nt
Organism: Marmota monax (woodchuck)
Lineage: Eukaryota; Metazoa; Chordata; Mammalia; Rodentia; Sciuridae
Gene: Krt78
Product: keratin 78
Exons: 9
Coding region: 131-1702 (523 amino acids)
Biological process (GO): intermediate filament organization; keratinization
Cellular component (GO): keratin filament
Molecular function (GO): structural constituent of skin epidermis
Source: RefSeq, a predicted model, not a curated record
AGCAUCUUGCUCUCCAAGGCCCAGCCCAGGUACGGGAGGGGAUAAAAGUCUCGUGCCAGGGCCCUAGGGCAGAAACACACACACCUUGACCAUCUGUCUGUCUGUCUGCCUCUGUGCGACUGUCUCUGCCAUGUCUCUUUCCCCGUGCAGGGCCAAGAGGGGCUUCAGCGCUCACUCGGCCUGUUCUGCUCUCUCAGGGGGUCGCAGCAAGGGCAGCUUCAGCAGCAGGAGCCUCAGUUCCUUUGUCGGCUGCCGAGGGGCCUCUCGUGGGAGGGCCUGGGGGUCGAGGGGAAGGCAGGGGGUGUGGUUUGGGCAGGGGAGUGGGGGGCCUGGGCUUUCCCUGUGCCCUCCUGGGGGCAUCCAAGAAGUGACCAUCGACAAGAAUCUGCUGACCCCACUGAAGAUUGAGAUUGACUCCCAGUUCCAGGUGGUGAGGACGCAGGAGACCCAGGAGAUCAGGACCCUCAACAACCAGUUUGCUUCCUUCAUUGACAAGGUGCGGUUCCUGGAGCAGCAGAACAAGGUCCUAGAGACCAAGUGGCACUUGCUGCAGCAGUUGGAGGUGAGUGACAGCCCCCGGGGCCUGGAGCCUGUCUUUGAGGACUACCUGGCACAUCUCAGGAGGCAGCUGGAGCAGCUGCAGAGAGAAAGAGGGGCUCUGGAUGCCGAGCUGAAGGCCUGCCAGGACCAGGAGGAGGAGCAUAAGGCCAAAUAUGAGGAGGAGGCCCGCAAGCAUGCCACCGUGGAGAAUGACUUCAUGGUCCUCAAGAAGGACGUGGAUGGGGUUUUCCUGAGCAAGAUGGAGUUGGAAGGCCAGCUGGAAGUUCUGAGAGAAUACGUCUGCUUCUUGAAGCGUCUGUAUGAAGAGGAGCUGGGCCAGCUGCAGAUCCAGGCAAGUGACACAUCUGUGGUUCUGUCCAUGGACAACAAUCGCUGCCUGGACUUCAAUGACAUCAUUGCCGAGGUCCGCGCCCGGUACGAGGAGAUCACCCAGAACAGCAAGGCUGAGGUUGAGACCCUGUAUCAGACCAAGUACAAGGAGCUUCAGGCAUCGGCCCAGCUUCAUGGGGACAGCAUGAAGGAAACCAAGGUCCAGAUGUCCCAGCUGCAGCAAGCAAUCAAGAGGCUGCAGAGUCAGAUCGCCAGUCUCAAGGAGCAGAAUGCCAACCUGCAAUCAGCCAUUGCUGACGCUGAGCACCGUGGGGAGCUGGCCUUGAAGGAUGCUCAGGCCAAGCUGGACGAGCUGGAGGGUGCUCUGAGAACGGCCAAGCAGGACAUGGCCCGGCUGCUGCGGGAGUACCAGGAACUCAUGAGCACAAAACUGGCUCUGGACGUGGAGAUCGCCACCUACCACAGGCUGCUGGAGGGAGAGGAGUACUGGAUGUCAGGGGAAUGCAGCAACCAGGUCACUAUCUCGACUGUGGGAGGCAGUGCCGUGGUGUCUGGAGGAGUUGGUGAUGGCCAGGUGGGCACUUGUGGACUCAGAGGACCCGGAGGCGGGAGAGGCAGCUUUGGGUCCGGCUGUUCCAGCAUUGUGACAGGAGGCUUCAGUGCCAACUGGGGCUCUGGACAGGGACCUGCUUUGGGUUCCUGCUCUGUGUCCGGCUCUGGCUUUGGUUCUGGCUCUGGCUCCUGCUCUAGCCGCGGUACCAUCCUGAAGAAAACAGUAGAGUCAAGUGUGAAGACGUCCAUCACAUACUGAGUGACACAGCUCCUCCCUCCUGAACCUAUCAGCUCCCAUCUCAUCCCCCAGCUCUGCAUGGUCAACUCCAUGUUCACUGCCUGCAGCUCAAACCAGCCUAUGCGGGUUUGAAGACAGUCAAUAAAGUCCCACCCACCUGCUGUUCUGAGUGCUCAGCCUGGCUGGCCUUGCUCUGCAUACUUAUUUACAUCUCAUUUGCAUGCUGCCCAUCCCAAGUCACAGUGCCCUGUGCCUGGUCCUCCAGCCAGCUGACCAUAUUCUCUCCUUUCUCCGUGGCCUUCAGGCUGAGCGGGAAAAUCUCCCGGCUGGGCUUGACCAGGCUACAUCUCCAUUCCAAAGCUUGUCUUUUAGCAGGAGAGGGGAGGCCUGAGACCCACUCACCAGACACUGGAGGUUGGAACCAAGAGUGCUCUCUCUUGUCCUCUUUACCCACCUACUGCAAGCCCCCUCUAGGCCUCUGUGAAAUGGCACAGAAUCCAGUUCUCCCUGGUGUAUCUUCUUUUAUCUCUCCCCUGAUUUCUCAUCUCCCUCUCUUCUUCCCCCCAAUUUGACACAGGGCAAACAAUACUUAAGGUGCUGCCAUGGGACUGGGGCUACUCUGGCAAGCACUGGGUACUGUGUUUUUCCCUACUUCUGGAUAUCCAGCAUAAUCCCUCCCACCUCCGACAGCCAGAUCUUCAUUCUCAGAGCCCUUGGCUUCAGGGUCAGAGGGCAGGCCUCCUGUGACUAAUUCAGAUCUCCUGUGCUGGGAAAUGAGGACGUGUGGAAAGUCCUUUUGUGUCCCGUCUUUUCUUCCAGUCCCCUCCCAGUGAUGCCCCCACCCCCCACACCAGGUCUAAGCAGGGUGGCAAGCCUGAUUCUCUCAUCUCUGAUCUUAACUUGGCCUUUGCCCUCCCGGACAGGAAUGCCCAGGCAGGUCAAUAAUUGAACACAGAUGCUAAGUAACAGCCUCACAUAUGGGUUCAAGGGCAUUUGGGGGAGGCUGGAGGGCAGAGAUGAAGUUUCCCUGUGGCAAUGUGCAGCUCCUCUGCUACUCUUUCCAGCCAUUCAUCCCUGCCCCGAACUUGUACACUUCACUCACGAUGACAUUUCUUUGUCAUUCUGGUAGUGAGGAUCGGAGAGCUAAGUUGACUUGAAUGAUAGGAUUGCUUAUGGAGGUGUGGGUGGGGCUGCCAAGGGAUGCCAUGGGUCUUUUCAUCAAAAUGACCCAAUAUUUCUCCUCCAGGAAAUCUUCCUGAAUUCCCCUGC